Molecule: messenger RNA, 1644 nt
Organism: Colletotrichum paranaense
Lineage: Eukaryota; Fungi; Ascomycota; Sordariomycetes; Glomerellales; Glomerellaceae
Exons: 3
Coding region: 1-1644 (547 amino acids)
Source: RefSeq, a predicted model, not a curated record
AUGGACGAUGAACUUUUGACAGCCGUCGCUCGCACUGAGGUCAGCGAUUACUUCAACGAAACAACUCGAAAGCAGCGGACCACAAAGCCAGCUCCCUGUCAAAUCACUUCUACAGUAGAGGAGAAGUUUAUAGAUUCGGGAUACUCGUCUCCAAAUGACCCAAUCUCAUUAUCGGAAUGUCGAGACGAGCUUCAGAACAGCAAGCCUCUAUACGGCAGAGGAAUUCCAAUCAAGUUAGGGGGGCAAAACCUUUUGAGAUUCAAAGCACCACCUGACAAGUCAACGAAUGAUCGCUUCAAGUAUAUGACUGAUCAGAUAGAGCCACUUCUACUGGCCCGACUCAAAAAGACCGACGGACGAUUCGGUCCCACGGCAAUUCGUAAAAUGAUACUCGGAACAUCUGAAGAGGACGCACAUGAGCAUCUUGUUGUGCUUUGUCCCAGUCAACUGGUCGAUAAUAUUAAAGAAUUCUUCGAGAAGACCAAGAUAGUCAAACAACUAUGCGAAUCAACUGAACAGACUUCCUCAGUCAGCAUCAUAGUUGAAGGACGAGAGCCACGUUUAACAGCAAAGCUAUCGCACUCGCUUAUGUCUAUGGACCGAACUUCAAGCGACUUUGCCGACUUUGGGAGAUCUGAUAAGUGGAGCCUAUGUGGACGUGCUCUGAGUAUCAAGAGUACCCAGAGAGACGUUAGGGUCGCUACUUGUGGCGGGGUGAUCAAGGUGCUGAAUCCUGCAGGUCGGAGCACGCUGUACGGAAUGACGGUUGGCCACGUCUUCGAUGAUGAGAACAUGGCAUGCUCAAGAGACUACGAUUUCGAGAGACAUAGCUACAAAGCGUUCUCGCGUGAACUGAGCGUAUAUGGGUGUGGUGACUGGGAGAUACUCAAUCUUCUGAUGUUCGGCUCGAAUAGAUAUCGAACGAGAAAUCCUUCGGGGAGAACUCUAGAGUACUCUCUUGCCACUGAGCUUGGGACUUUCACCCAGGAUGCGGCCUGUCAGGAGGUUGAGAUGAUUGCAAACGCCGAUUACUCUAGGCCUGGUUUGCUGUCAAAUGAACCGGCUAGGAUCCUGUUUGAAACGGCUGAUGCCUUCACUCCGGCGUACAUGCUCACGAUGAAUGAUGGCGAAGUUAGGGAAGGCGACUCCGGUGCAUGGGUCGUGGGUUCAGCUUAUCAUGAAGUCUUUGGCCACAUAGUUGCGGCGGAUAUGUUUGGCGACGCCUACGUUCUUCCUCUGGAAGAAACAUUCGAGGCCAUCCGGAAAAGUCUGGGUGCGGCAUCCGUUCAAUUGGCUUCUCCACAAGACUUUGCGGUAAAUGCUACUCGGAUACUGGCAGACUCAGCAAAUCGAGAGAUCUACGAGCUCUCCUCCGAACAAUCAUUCAGCCUAGCUUCCAAAAGAAAAGCGCUAAACCUUGCUCCUGCCGAACAAGGAUCCAAUUCCGAUCCUCCCCAAACCAAGCGUUACAUUUACUCCGACGAAAUUAUUGAAUGCGAUGUCAACCAUUCCUGGGCUUCAGAUGAGGAGGCUAUACCACCAGAUUCCCCGAUUGACCUCGCUUCGUUUGCAGAUUCCGCCUACGGUUCGGCGGAUGUCACACCGACGAUCUGGUACCAAAACGAUCCGCGGACCUGCUCAUAG